AUGAUAAAGGAAUUCAACUACCAAGCAGAGUUCAAGGUGGGGUUAGAAAUCCUCUGGGCAGCUCUGUUCAAGGACUUCAUUAUCAUAUGUCCCAAAGUUCUCCCAGAUAUAGUGAAAGAUGUGCAAGUGAUGGAAGGCGAUGGAGGGGUUGGUACAAUCAUCAUCUUUAAUCUUUUGCCUGAUGCAUCCCCAGUAAGUCGCCAGAGGGAGAAGAUCACGGAGCUUGAUGAGUUUUCUCAUGAAAUUGGGCUGCAAGUGAUUGAAGGAGAAUGUCUGUAUCAAGGAUUGUCAUAUUACAAGAUAAGUUUUCAACUAUCUGCGAUAGAAGAGCAUAAGACUUUGGUCAAAAUGAAGAUAUCUUAUGACCAUGAAUCCCACAUAGAAGGGAGUAUCAAAGCGGAGAAGGCAUCAGAGUCCACUUUAUCCUAUUUUAGGAGCGUAGAAAAAUAUCUGUUAAAUAGCGCUUGA
Messenger RNA from Gastrolobium bilobum, 468 nucleotides. Its product is annotated as phytohormone-binding protein CSBP-like. The transcript has 2 exons. Bases 1 to 468 code for a protein of 155 amino acids. Gene Ontology annotation, molecular function: abscisic acid binding; protein phosphatase inhibitor activity; signaling receptor activity. Gene Ontology annotation, cellular component: cytoplasm; nucleus. Gene Ontology annotation, biological process: defense response; abscisic acid-activated signaling pathway. NCBI's taxonomy places the organism in Eukaryota, Viridiplantae, Streptophyta, Magnoliopsida, Fabales, Fabaceae. The record is from RefSeq and is a predicted model, not a curated record.